ACAAAAGAGAUUGCAUCAAAAUACAGUUUUGGGCUGGGGCUAUUGGGUUUGGUCAGAUGAACAGGUGAUUCAUAGCUUCUCCAUCCCAAAAGAAGAGAACAAUCAGAAUCUUCCAAAUUUAAUUCAAAAGGAACAAAGAUGAUGAAAACAAGAAAACCCAGAUCUACUUCACCAUCUUCUCCCUUAUUUUCUCACUCCCCAAACGCCUCCUCAACCCAGACCAAUUCCCUCUUUUCUCGCAUGGCGCGAAAAUCUUCGCUCUUCAAACAAACCCUAAUUGCUACCCUUUUCUUCAUUCUUGCCAUCUACGCCUUCUUCGUCACCUUCUUCCACACCCCAUUCACCGCUUCCGACCCUUCUUCUACUGAUGAGGAGCUCGAAUUGUCUUCCCGGGAAAAUCUCGACUUUCCCGGGAAAGAAAUUGACCCAUCUGGGUUUGGGGGAAAAGUUAAGGUCUUUAUGUACGAUCUACCCCACAAGUUCACUUACGGCAUUAUCCAGCAGCACGGGCUGGCUCGUGGAGGAUCGGCUGUUGCCGAUGUGACCACGCUUCAAUACCCCGGUCACCAGCACAUGCACGAAUGGUUCCUUUUCUCUGACCUGGCUCGACCCGAAUCGGAGCGCGUUGGAUCCCACAUCACCAAGGUGAACGACCCGGAGGAGGCGGACCUUUUCUUCGUACCGGUAUUCUCCUCCUUGAGCCUGAUUGUGAAUGCGGGUCGUCCCCCUGGGUCGGGAUCCGGGUACAACGAUGAGGGGAUGCAGGAGGCGCUGGUGGAGUGGCUGGAGGGGCAGGAGUACUGGCGGAGGAACAACGGAUGGGAUCACGUGAUCAUCGCCGGUGACCCUAACGCGCUGUACCGGGUCGUGGAUCGGGUAAAGAAUGCGGUUCUGUUGGUCUCAGAUUUUGGGAGGCUGAGGCCGGACCAGGGGUCACUGGUUAAGGACGUGAUAAUACCAUAUUCACACAGGAUCAGUGCCUAUACUGGGGAUUUUGGCGUGGAGGAGAGGAAGACACUACUGUUCUUCAUGGGAAACCGGUACCGGAAAGAGGGAGGCAAAAUUCGUGAUCUGCUAUUCCAAAUACUUGAAACUGAAGAGGAUGUUGUAAUAAAACAUGGAACACAGUCAAGAGAGAACCGAAGAGCGGCUUCAAGGGGAAUGCAUACAUCUAAAUUCUGCUUGAAUCCUGCUGGUGAUACACCAUCAGCUUGUAGACUGUUUGAUGCUAUAGUUAGCUUGUGCGUCCCAGUGAUAGUCAGUGAUAGUAUUGAGUUGCCUUUUGAGGAUGCAAUAGACUAUAGAAAGUUCUCAGUGUUUGUAGAAACUGCAGCUGCACUUAAGCCUGGAUAUCUUGUUUCCUUGCUGAGAAAAGUACCAACAGAGAGGAUUAUUGAGUAUCAGAAAGCAAUGAAAGAGGUUAGGCGAUAUUAUGAUUACACUGAUCCAAAUGGAGCAGUGAAUGAAAUCUGGCGGCAAGUCUCCCAAAAGCUACCACUUAUUAAGCUUAUGAUAAAUCGCGAUAGACGGCUUGUGAAGAAGGACUCAAGUGAACCCACUUGCUCUUGCCUAUGUUCCAACCAGACUGGGAUUAUCAGUUCCUUGUGAUGCCUACUCUUUUAAUGGAUCUGUUACUCUAUAUCUGCGAGGUGUAACUGUUUAAGGCAGGAGAGAGUCUACUGAUCCCGGGCAGAUAAUUUAUGCAGAAACUCUCAAUUUCUUAAAAAGAUGAAUACAGUCGUAUAUCCUUUGGAUUAGUUUUUUGGUCUCAACCUGGAUUUGGCGGAAUUUUGGCUAUUACAGAAGGUUUUCUCACACAUGUUGUACGGUAGUUGAGUACUUUGAACAAUUGUAAUUGAUUUGUACAUUUAUAGAAAAUAAAUUAUUUGCACUCAA
Messenger RNA from Rubroshorea leprosula, 1896 nucleotides. NCBI's taxonomy places the organism in Eukaryota, Viridiplantae, Streptophyta, Magnoliopsida, Malvales, Dipterocarpaceae. The record is from the annotation of a GenBank genome assembly.